This is a messenger RNA of Colossoma macropomum (tambaqui), 578 nucleotides long. Its product is annotated as C-C motif chemokine 14-like. Lineage: Eukaryota; Metazoa; Chordata; Actinopteri; Characiformes; Serrasalmidae. The record is from RefSeq and is a predicted model, not a curated record. Gene Ontology annotation, cellular component: extracellular region. The transcript is spliced from 3 exons. Gene Ontology annotation, biological process: immune response. Gene Ontology annotation, molecular function: chemokine activity. Bases 48 to 284 code for a protein of 78 amino acids.
ACAGACGGAGAGAGAAACAUUCAGAGCUUCAGACGCCUGCAGAGAAGAUGGAGAUGAAGAUGAGCUGUGUGUGUUUGGUGCUGGGGCUGGUUCUGCUGAUGACCGUCUCCUCAGACGCUACCUCUGCUCUUGGUCAUCCUGAUAACUGCUGUUUCAGCUUCGUCACUUUUAAAAUUCCAGACAAAGAAAUACUAGAAGCUGUAAAAACACAUUCCAGCUGCCCAAAGCAGGGCUAUGUGUACACAACGCCGAGGGGCAGAUUCUGCAAGGAGGCCCUGCAGUAAAUCUAGAUUUCAGAGCUGCAGCUUCAACACAGCGCAGCUAAAAGCUUUACACGCCCCUUUAAUCAUCACAGGAUUUUAUCAAUCAGGGCUUUGCUUUUUCAGUAUUAUCAGUGCUUGUUUAACUCUGUGAAACAAUGUAUGACAAAAUUCUCUGCAGAGAAAAAUAACAUCAUAAAGACAAUUUAGAUUUCAGUGCUGCAGUAAACAUGCAAUGCGAUAAGCAAUGUGUUUCUUUUUUUCAAUACUAUUAAUGCUUGUUUUAUGCUGUGGAUUCAAAUAAAGCAAUGCACUGCA